Molecule: messenger RNA, 274 nt
Organism: Rotaria sordida
Lineage: Eukaryota; Metazoa; Rotifera; Eurotatoria; Philodinida; Philodinidae
Source: the annotation of a GenBank genome assembly
UUUUCAUGUUAAAAUAAAACGUGCUUGUUAUUUAUUACCAAUUGAUACUGAUCGUAAAUCAAAUCCUUAUUGUCAAUUAUGUUUAUUUUCAUUUGAUCAUUUAUCGAACAAAUUAAAUUUUAAAACAGAUAUUAAAAAACAAACUUUGAAUCCACAAUUUAAUCAAGAAUUUAUUUAUAAAAAUAUUCAAUUAAAAAAUUUAAUUAAAAAAACAUUACAAAUAACUGUUUAUGAUAAAGAUUUGAGGAAAAAAGACAAUUUUAUUGGUAACUAG